ACCGCCUGGUUUCCAUUAGGGAGCCUGGUCCGCAGCUCGGGGAGACGGCGGAGUCGGCCGGCUAUGCGGCUAAGCCUGCUACUGCUCCUGCUGUGGCCGGGCCCUCUGGCCACCCCCGGCAUGGAGGAUGCCACCUUCCCCCACCUGGGGGAGAGCUCGCAGCCCCCGCCCCGGGCCUGCCCCCCGCGCUGCUCCUGUCCCCGGGCGGACACCGUGGACUGCAAUGGCUUGGACCUUCGUGUGUUCCCAGACAACAUCACCAGGGCUGCGCAGCACCUCUCCCUGCAGAACAACCAGCUGCAGGAGCUGCCCUACAACGAGCUGUCGCGCCUCAGCAGCCUGCGGACCCUCAACCUCCACAACAACCGCAUCUCCUCCGAGGGCCUGCCCGAUGAAGCCUUCGAGUCCCUCACGCAGCUGCAGCACAUCUACGUGGCCCACAACAAGCUCUCCGUGGCCCCCCAGUUCCUGCCCCGCUCCCUCCGCGUGGCCGACCUGGCUGCCAACCAGGUGAUGGAGAUCUUCCCCCUGACCUUCGGGCAGAAGCCUGCGCUCAGGUCCGUGUACCUCCACAACAACCAGCUGGACAACGCGGGGCUGCCGGCCGACGCCUUCCGCGGCUCCGAGGCCGUGGCCACGCUCAGUCUCUCCAGCAACCGGCUCCGCUACCUGCCGCCCAGCCUGCCCGCCUCGCUGGAGCGGCUCCACCUGCAGAACAACCUCAUAUCCAAGGUGCCCCGAGGAGCCCUGAGCCACCAGACCCAGCUCCGAGAGCUCUACCUACAGCACAACCAGCUGACGGACAACGGCCUGGACGCCACAACUUUCAGCAAGCUGCGCAGCCUCGAGUACCUGGACCUGUCCCACAACCAGCUGGCCACGGUGCCCGCCGGCCUGCCCCGGACCCUGGCCGUCCUGCACCUGGGCCGGAACCGCAUCCGGCGGGUGGAGGCGGGGCGGCUGCGGGGGGCGCGGGCGCUGCGCUACCUGCUGCUGCAGCACAACGCGCUGGGGAGCGCGGGGCUGCCCGCCGGGGCGCUGCGGCCGCUGCGGGGCCUGCACACGCUGCACCUCUACGGCAACGGGCUGGACCGCGUGCCCCUGGCGCUGCCCCGCCGCCUGCACGCCCUGGUGCUGCCCCACAACCGCGUGGCCGCGCUGGGCGCCCGAGACCUGGCCUCUACGCCCGGCCUGGCGGAGCUCAACCUGGCCUAUAACCGCCUGGCCAGCGCCCGCGUGCACCGCCGGGCCUUCCGCCGGUUGCGCGGGCUGCGUAGCCUCGACCUGGCUGGCAACCAGCUGACGCGGCUGCCCACGGGCCUGCCCGCCGGCCUGCGUGCCCUGCGCCUGCAGCGCAACCAGCUGCGGGGGCUGGAGCCCGAGCCCCUGGCCGGCCUGGACCAGCUGCGGGAGCUCAGCCUGGCGCACAACCGGCUCCGGGUCGGUGACAUUGGGCCCGGCACCUGGCACGAGCUGCAGGCCCUCCAGGUGCUGGACCUCAGCCACAAUGAGCUGUCCUUUGUGCCCCCGGACCUGCCCGAGGCCCUGGAGGAGCUGCACCUGGAGGGCAACCGCAUCGGCCACGUGGGCCCCGAAGCCUUCCUCAGCACGCCCCGCCUGCGCGCCCUCUUCCUCAGGGCCAACAGGCUUCACAUGACGAGCAUCGCCGCCGAGGCCUUCCUGGGCCUCCCGCAGCUGCGCCUGGUGGACACGGAGGGCAACCUGGAGCAGGUGCUGGUGCGGCUGCCAUCCGCCGCCCCGCGUGGGCCACGGGCGGGGGGCUCCUGAGCCCUGGGGCUCCGCUGGGCCAUGGACUGAGGACACGGCGCCCACCUGGGGCCCCCCGCCCGGCUCUCCCGGGCCCCGCGACUGGGCUUGCUCCGCCCUGCGCUGGGGCACGCGGGAGGGACUGAGGCAUGCAGCUGGCACGCUCCAGGUGCUGAGACCACGGUGGCCUGUGGGACACACCCUCCCCCCAUGCAAAUGAGGCUGGUGACAAUAAAGCCUAACACGCUGAGUGCUCA
This is a messenger RNA of Microcebus murinus (gray mouse lemur), 2024 nucleotides long. RefSeq names its product podocan like 1 (gene PODNL1). The record is from RefSeq and is a predicted model, not a curated record. Gene Ontology annotation, molecular function: protein binding. Lineage: Eukaryota; Metazoa; Chordata; Mammalia; Primates; Cheirogaleidae.